Sipha flava (yellow sugarcane aphid) is the source of this 1325-nucleotide messenger RNA. Its product is annotated as thymidylate synthase. Lineage: Eukaryota; Metazoa; Arthropoda; Insecta; Hemiptera; Aphididae. Gene Ontology annotation, cellular component: cytosol; mitochondrion. Gene Ontology annotation, molecular function: thymidylate synthase activity. Gene Ontology annotation, biological process: dTMP biosynthetic process. Bases 38 to 931 code for a protein of 297 amino acids. The record is from RefSeq and is a predicted model, not a curated record. The transcript is spliced from 5 exons.
UUUUAAUUCCAUAUUUUCUUUAAUUUAAUGUCGAAAAAUGAUUGACAGUCAAGAAAAUUUGGAAAAUAAAGAUGAACAGCAGUACUUGGAUCAUAUAAAAAAAAUUUUAGAAAAUGGACAUAAAAAAAUGGAUAGAACCAAAGUAGGAACACUUUCAUUGUUUGGUGUUCAGAUGCGAUAUGAUUUGAAGAAUGGUGUUUUCCCCUUAUUAACAACAAAACGUGUGUUUUGGCGUGGUGUUGUUGAAGAAUUAUUAUGGUUCAUUAAAGGUUCUACCAAUUCUAAAGAUCUGUCUGAAAAAGAUGUUAAAAUUUGGGAUGCAAACAGUACACGUUCAUACUUAGAUUCCAUUGGACUUAUUAAUCGCGAAGAAGGUGAUUUGGGACCUGUUUAUGGAUUUCAGUGGAGACAUUAUGGAGCUGAGUAUGUUAAUGUACGAACAGAUUACUCAGGAAAAGGUAUUGAUCAACUUCAAAGAGUCAUUGAUACAAUUAAAACUAACCCAGAUGAUAGGCGAAUGCUGAUGAUCGCUUGGAACCCAUGUGAUGUACCUAAAAUGGCUUUACCACCAUGUCACUGUCUAGUACAAUUUUUUGUAGCUGAUGGAUAUCUGUCAUGUCAAAUGUACCAAAGAUCAGCAGAUAUGGGUCUUGGAGUACCAUUUAAUAUUGCUAGUUAUUCAUUACUCACUUAUAUGAUAGCACAUGUCACUGAUUUAAAACCUGGUGAAUUCAUUCAUACAUUGGGCGAUAGCCAUAUUUAUCUUAACCAUAUCGAUGCUCUUAAUAUCCAACUUCAAAGAAAACCUAGGCCAUUCCCAAAAUUAACCUUUAAUAGAAAGGUUAACAGUAUAGAUGAUUUUAAAUACAAUGACUUUUCAUUAAAUGGUUACAACCCAUAUCCAAAAAUACCCAUGGAAAUGGCUGUAUGAAAAGCAGGAUUAAGUGUGAAUAUAUGAAGUGAACAAAUUUUAAUAAAAUAUUUUAUAUUAAGUAAUGGUGUAUACAUGCAAACAAUAUUUAAGUAACGUAGACCUGUUAAUGUAAAUUUAACAUUCAUUUCAUACAUCUUAUGUCUAAAUGAUGUAUAACAAUAAGCCUUUGAGCAAUAUAAAUUAUGGCAACAUGGCAUUAUUUUGUUUAAGAUACAAAAGUAAAUCCAACAUAUUCUUUUUAUUUAAGAUAUUUGUAAAUUCAAUAUACACAUCAAAAAUGCAAAUUGUAUUUGAUUGACCAUAAAAAAAAAAAAAAAAGUUUUUGUAAAAUGUCUUAUUAUAUUUCAAUAAAACUAGUUAUACUUACAGAACUAGUUAUUUAGUUAUGUAA